This is a messenger RNA of Penicillium argentinense, 2211 nucleotides long. RefSeq lists its product as uncharacterized. NCBI's taxonomy places the organism in Eukaryota, Fungi, Ascomycota, Eurotiomycetes, Eurotiales, Aspergillaceae. The coding region runs from base 1 to 2211 and encodes 736 amino acids. The record is from RefSeq and is a predicted model, not a curated record. The transcript is spliced from 2 exons.
AUGGCCGCCAUGGACUGCGGUGCCGCCAAAAUGCCUGCGAAACCAUGCUUGCCGGCUCCUAUCCAAACGCACAUCAGGAACCAAGACUCCUAUUCGUCUUCGCUGAGCCACGAUGCGAUGGGCCUUGGCGAGCCCAUCCCGUCGCCACGCCGAUGGUCACCCACAUAUCAACCCCGAAGUAGGAGUAGGCAAUUUCCGAACUCACUUUCAUUUGUGCCACCACCCGCCAUGCCACGAUCAGAACACGAAGUGUCACCAUCGCUACCACGUUUCUCCAUGGACCGCGGCCAAGUCUCGAUCUCUCCCUUUCGUUCGGUGCGGAGAAUGAAGGAACCGUUUCAACUCAUGCUACCAUCAUCACCCGCAUCAGUCUCGUCGCCAGUAUCAGCAUCAUGCGACGGGGCACCACCAUUUGCUGCGAAAACUACGAGGCAAUCGAAGCUGCCGGCUGGUCACUCGCUGCGAACGUGGAGAUCUGACCAAAACUUGACAUCAACGAGCAUGUCUGCCUUUGGACUGCUACCGAGCCCACCUAUAUCAGACUCCCGACCUGCAAGCACCGGUCCCGAGUCAUACUUUGCAUAUCAGAAUUGCUCCAAAGCCUCUUGUGACGAAGGUCCGUAUGAACUGGAAGCGCCGGAUGUGCCAAUCCCGCAUGAAUCACAGCCGCAGCCUCUGAAAGAGGAGCCUGAAGAAGAGAGUCCACCUGUGGAGACUCAGACCGAGGACGAAAGUAAAGAACAGCUUGCCUAUCAAUCCUAUCGCCCAUGGCAAAAGCCAGUGGAACACAGAAUGACAGACGUCAAAAAUGUCCACGAAGCACACACAAACUUGAUGCGGAGGUGCGAUACGAAUGAGUCAGAAUCCACUCCAACCGAAAAGGAGAGACUACCGGUUCCCUUCACAUCACCUGCAUCUGAAAUCAAAAACCCGACCUCUGCGCCAGGAAGCUCCCCGAGACCUCAACGGCCAAGAACUGCAACUGUCUCAAGCGAAGCAAGUUGGAUACCGAGCAACUUCUCGUAUUGUAAGACAUGGCUGCAAGGUGUACCUCUUGAUCCUUUGGAGGACCAAGAAGAUGAGAAUCCCCGGGUAUCAAACCGUCGAAAAUUCCAGAUCAUUGAAAAAGAUCCUCCUAUGCCGCCAUUAGACGUGAUCCCCGGGGCUAAAGCUCUCGAUGAGCCAGUGCGAUUCGCCGUUGCGAGUAAGCCGAAGCUAGUGGAAAUUGCACGACAAUCAUCCCCGUCUGUGGCGCCUUCUCCAUCUUUGGCUCCAUCCCUUGCACCUUCUCCGGCACCGCCUCCGGUUCCCCCGCAUACUGUUCCUAUGACGCCAGAUCAAAAUCAAGAAGAAGUCUCCGCCUUCAGUCCGGACACACCUCUUGAGAACCCACCCGACAUGUCCGAUAGCGGUUACGGAACUCGUGAAUCAGGCUACUCACUGGAUAGCUUCCAGGACAGCAAGGAUGACGACUCUUACACCGAUCCGGGGUCGUUGACCUCGGAUAGUGUUACGUCGACCGUUGUUUGCGAGAGGCCGGAUUCCGCGCAGGAAGAGCGCGACACGUCGCCAAAGCCUGAAAUUCGGUCUGGCAGCGUUAGCCCACAGGCGUCACCCACAACACCUGCACAUCCUUCCCCAGGGCGGAUCUCGCAGAAAUCCGGGAAAGAUGACAUGGAGAAGCAAGGCUCCUGGCAUCAAGAGUGGACCAUCGAUGACCACGAGUGGACACUCGGCGAACUUGAGCAUUGCGUCAAGGACUUCCCUCGUCACAUGUUACGCCUUACAUCUCCUGUCAUCGUCUUCUUGCGCAAAAACGACGAAAAAGCUCUCUUACGUCCUUUCCACACUAUCUUCCCCGAAGUCACAGAGAAUCUUCUAGACUGUCUCUGUGCCGCUUUAAUUGCCCGAAACUAUCUCCUUUCUCUUUCCUCCAUUCAUCGCCGCAAACCUUCUCUAUCAACCCGCAAUGACAUCUAUGCAGUGGACGCUGUUCCCGCGAAGGCAUACAGCACACUAGGAAUACAACUCCCAACUGGAUCUCCCAGUCGAGUCAAGGACCGGUUCCUUGGCUCUCGCAGCAGCGAUCUGCGACAACAUGUCGAGAAAAUUGUCGACAAUCUUUUGUUUGCCAUUUGCGGCCGAGCUGACGACAUGCUCAAAUCUGCAGUCGAAGUCCUCGCUCAGGUUCUGGAAACCAAGGCUCAAUAA